GCAAAUCUUUAAUUUUAUAUAAUUUCUCAAAUGGUAAGAUGGCAUUAAUUAUAUUAUUUGGAGAAAUCCUUCUUCUACUCUUCUUAACUCUUUACAUUCUAAAUAAGUAUGGAAAUUGGAAAAGACAAAGAAUUGCUGUUACAUUAGCUACUCUUUUAGCUUGGUAUUUUUCUUUCAUCAUUAUAUCCAUUCUUCCAUUGGAUGUAUCAAUGACAUCAUACUAUCAAUGUUUAGCCAGACUUAAUAAUUCUAUUAUUCAAGAUUACAGCAAAUAUAGGAUCAGCCAUGAUCUUCCAGAUGAAUUGCAUCUUUUAUCGAAUAUAACCUCUACAAAUAAUAUGAAUCUAUCAAAUUUUUAUAAUACAUUUAUGUAUCCAUUAUUAUCGAAUAUUUCAAUAACAUAUGAUAUACCUUAUGUUAAUCUCUCAAAUAAUCUAAUUGGGGAUAAUAUAACUUUAAAUUUGAAUGAUGUCAAAACAUGUGAAAAACCAUGGAAUUUUAUUAAUAGAAAUGUUCUAAUUUGCCUUUGGAGAAUAGUUUAUUGGGCAUCACAAGUCUUAACAUGGUUGAUAAUUCCCAUGAUGCAAAGCUAUUCCAAGGCGGGUAAUUUCACGGUAUUCGGGAAAUUGAAGAUGGCUCUGUACGAAAACGUCGUCUGGUACGGGACUUAUAUCGUAAUUUUCGUGCUCAUCUCUAUCUACGUGGCAUUGAAACCGAACCUGCAUAUCGACUCAACCAAACUCCUGCUAAUAAUAUCUUCCGCUAGUAACACGUGGGGUCUCAUCUUACUCGUUCUCCUACUGGGUUACGGUCUGAUUCAAGUUCCCCGGGGAGUCUGGUAUUAUUCCGCGUUUGUAGGGGGCGCGGCCAACUCAAAACUCAUGAGAUGCUUCUACAAGGCGGCCAUUGUUUACCCCCUCAAACAGGAAAGCCAAGAAAGUUUGGAGGAAAUCAUAGAAGAAAUAGAGCAAUUGUCGAUGACCGUUCCUGAAUCUCAUCCCAUAAGACCUAAGAUAGAAAUUCUGAUCGAGAAAUUACCAGAAAAUUAUCGGAGCAAGAUACUUUCUGCCACCCGAAACAAGGCCGAAAAUUCGACUAGAUUGCAGAGCGCCCUGGAAUUCGAUCCACCCAACCCUAAAACUCUCAUCAAAAUUCACAAGCGACUCAUAAACGGUCUCACCAAUCAUUACCGAACACAAAUGCAAUGGGAAUCCAUCCUCGAAACUGUGCGAGAUUUGAGCCGAGCCCAAAGAGGGGACAAAAAUUUUGAUUCCACCCUCUCCGGAAUGGAUUCCGACUUUUACGCCUACGUCGACGCGUCGGCUCAUAAACGCCCGAUCCAGGAGAGCGGCCAUCGCGUAACCGGAAUGGAAAGAUGUCUCAACUUCCGCUUUUCUCGCGCCAUAGUAACGCUCGUUAGACUGUACGUGAGGCCCUGUAUCUACAAGCUGCUGGCGGUUAGCUUUUGUCUCUUAUCGUUGGCCCUAAUCUGGUCCGAGCUGUUUAUGUUCAAGCGAAACUUUCCCAUCUUGUCCAUUUUCGCCAUCUUUUUCCGGUUGGCCAAGACUCAUCUUCAUAAUUAUGUCCUCGUGGAGGUGGUGUCCAUAUCGACCCUGACCUAUCUUUCCCUCUGCGCCUAUUUCACCAUUUUCAAGCUCAGAAUCUUCGAUCUUUAUUGCCUGCUACCGAAUCAUCACACCGACGAAUACAGCCUGCUCUUUGCCGGAAUGCUUUUGUCUCGGCUAACCUCUCCUCUCUGCCUAAACUUCUUGAGUCUGAUCCACAUGGACCAAGGUUACGCGGUAUCCAGUACCAUCGAUAACAUGAAAGGUCCCGAUGACGGUCAGCCGAUUGACACAGCUUUCAUUCAAGUGAUGGGACGAUUGAACCUAAUACCAUUCAUAGGUCAGGGCUUUAACGUCUACUUCCCUAUGCUCAUCUUCGUGCUCUGCUUAGCCAACUAUUUCGACCUCAUACAAAAAUUAGGUAGGUCGGUCGGUUAUAAUAAACUGACUACCGGGGAUUUCAAUAGAUACUACGCUCUUUCCAACCUUAAAACCCGCGUGGAAAACGGCACCAUUCAAAAUGGCGGUAAAUACAAUAUCGGGAAGAACAGUGGCGAUAACACCGCUGCCUUAGAUGACGACGAUGUAGACGGCAAAGAUAUGGGAGCGAGGAUUGGUGCCAUGGUCGAGGAAGGAAAAUUGCUCCUUAAAAGAGAAUUCAGAAACCGGUAUUUAGUGACCCACGAUUACAAGGACCUAACUGGCAACAAGAGCGCGGAUCGUAAAAGCAAGAAUCAUCUGUUGAGCACCGAAAUCCUGAGGAAAAAAUAUGGUGGCAUUUCGACUAACCGAGAAGAAGACGGUAAUUACGAGAAUUAUUCGGAUACGUUUACCGACAGAAACUCGAUCAUCGCCCGCCCGAACGGGGAGAAUAGUUUUUAUAGCAACGUUCCGUUGUAUUCGUCGAGGGAAGAUUUGCUGCCUAAGGCUUCUCAGCCAUCCCUGUAUCGUCGACUCAAGGAUACUAUUCUGGAGAGCGGCAAUGCCGACAAAUUGAAAGGAAUGUUGUCCUCUAAUUUUUCCGCUUUCAAGAACAAGUUUGCCAAUCCGGCGGAAAGAGCCAAUUUCGGCCACAAUAACCGCGACAGUGCCGACACGCCGAAUAGUUCGAAUAGCGCCGAUAACGCCGCGAAUAGCAGUAAAUUAAGGUUCAAAGUCGCCCCAAAAAAUAUUUUUCAAGACAUAUAAAAAAGAAAGAAGAAGAGGUGCGUUUAAUUUAACGCAAAACGCAAAAUUUUGCGUAAUUAUGAUUUUUUAUAUAAAUUGUAAAUAAUAACUUAUAUGACGUACGCCACUCAUUAAACUAUACAACUGAAUUCAUAAUUUUUUUUAUGCGGAAAGUAGCUGAAAAAACCCUCAAUUAUGUAAACCUCCCAUUUUUCCUCUCCUCUUUUUUUUUUCUCCACGCAAAAUGUAUAUUUUAAUCUAGUCUCUGCAAUAUUUUUUUUUUUUUAAUCCUCUAGGAAAAACAUGUAUUUAUUUAAUUUAUAUAAUGCUUCUUUAAACAAAAAAUUAACUUAUAAAUUUAGAUAAUAUAAUAUAUAUUUAAUAUAAAAAUGUAUAAUUAUUUAUAAUUUUUUUAUUUAUUUUUCCCAUAUUUUAUAAUCUCGUAUUAUUUGUAUCUUAACAUGAGCCCUGUCUCCUGGUGUCAAAUUCAUUUGCUCUUUAUUAUAUACUUUUAACAUUAAUUACAGUGUUGUUGAUGAUUUGAUGAAACAUUUGUUGACUAUUAAAUUAUAAAAAUAUAAUUAAAAUAAAAAGAAUUUUCAAUAAUGCUUUUCAUUAUCUAUAUUUUAAUUUUGCAAACAUAAUUAUUUAUAUAAAUGGAUGGGUUUUAAUUUAAUUGUCAACAUGUGUUUCAUUAAAUCAUCACACCACUUGUAGUAGACAAUUUUUUAUCAUAUUAAUUUUCUUGUUUUAAAAAAAGAAAAAAAACUUAAAUUCUUGGAAAUCUUAUCUUAAAUUUAAGUCAAGUUUUUUAAAUUUCAAAAAAAUUUCAUUAUCACGAGGGCCUGGCCUAAAUAAAAACCGACUAACUUUACUUUUCACUCUUUAUUUUUUUACCAUUUUUAUUGUUUGUUUGUUUGCGUGUCAUCAUUAUUAGCCAAUAUUUUGUUUUUCUUAUUUCGAGUUAGUUGUGAUAGAGUGACGUUACAAAUAUGAUAGACGUUUCAUAAAGUGACGGAAAGGUAAUUCAACACUUCUUGACAGAAAUGCUCGAGAAAUGAGGCUAUAGAAUGCAAACUUUUAACGAUAUCCUCGUUUAUUUAUUGUAAUAUGUUUUUUAAUUUUAUUAAUGAUCAUGUUUAUCAUAUUAUUAUGUAAGUUUAUAUAUAUAUGAUAUUUUUUUCUUCGUAAAAAAAACGCCUUUGUUUUUAUGUAUAUUUUGUAAUAUCGAUGUUAUUGUCCCAGGCUUAUAUUUCGAUGAAGAUACAUUA
Molecule: messenger RNA, 4003 nt
Organism: Gordionus sp. m RMFG-2023
Lineage: Eukaryota; Metazoa; Nematomorpha; Gordioida; Chordodea; Parachordodidae
Product: G-protein coupled receptor-associated protein LMBRD2-like
Exons: 13
Coding region: 39-2753 (904 amino acids)
Cellular component (GO): membrane
Source: RefSeq, a predicted model, not a curated record